AGUGAAUCGGCAUCAAUACCACGGGGACAAUAAUAAGCACCCACCAACUCCCAUUCUUUAUUCUCAUUUCUCUCCACGCAACAAAUCCCAAUUUAGAAUUGACAGUGACAAUGGCGAAAUUCUCAAUCUUUAAUGAUGAAGAUGAAGAUGAUGAAGAAUUCAUCAUCCCUAGUCCAAAGAGAAGAAGAACUUACACCCCUCAAUCCACUUCAGCAUUGAAUCAUGAUCAUCAACAACAGUCAUCAUCAUCACAAGAUGAACAUAAUACGGAUUCUUCUGUGGGAUCUACCAAGUCAAGUGGGCCCGUUUCAAUAAUUUUAUCCGACCCAGAUGUCUUCGAUUGCCCCAUCUGUUUCUGUCCUUUGACUAUUCCUGUCUUUCAGUGUGACAAUGGCCAUAUAGCUUGCUCUACAUGCUGCAACAACCUUGUCGACAAAUGCCCCUCAUGCUGUGGCAAAAUCGGAAAUAAUCGAUGCCGGGCCAUUGAAAAGGUUAUAGAAUCAGUUCAAGUAUCAUGUUGUUAUUUAAGGUAUGGCUGCAAAGAAACGAUCAAUUAUUGUAGAAAACACGAGCAUGAGGAGAAGUGCUUGUAUGCACCAUGUUUGUGCCCUUUCCGCGACUGCCUCUUUCGAGGUUCGUCCAAGAGACUUACAAACCACAUGCGUAAAGAGCAUGCAGGCCGUGUAAUUCGCUUCCGUUACAACUCUAUCUUCUCUAUAUCUCCUCAGAUGGAUGAAAAAGUUCUUGUUCUUCAGGAAGAUAAAGAUGGAACCUUGUUCAUCCUGAGCCACGGAAGCAAAAUAGUCGUUAGAUGCUUUAAUCCAACCCUUUCAAAUGGAAGGUUUUCUUAUGAUCUUGUAUUAAGACGAGGUAGCACCUCGCUCAAAUUCCAGUCCUUCACACAUUGUACUGCAGAAAAGUACAGUGAUCCUCCUUCUGAGGAUUAUGUUCUGAUCCCGGCUUACUUCUACCUCAGUGGUGGCCGUGCCAAGUUGGAAAUUUGCAUAUGGAGCCCUGAAAAAUCUCGUGCUCAAAUCACUUGAGCUUUGAUGAUCAUUUCAAGCAACUGAGCUAAGUUGAAGCGCAGUUGCAAAAGUCGGAUAUUCUACGGUUAGUAUUGUGUUUCUUUGUGGUACUGCAUUCAAUUCGGCUCCAUCAAUACUUAAACGCAACUAGCAUGAAAUUAAGUUCACUUACUUUUGCAAGAACCUAAUCAACAAAUUUCUGAGUCGCCAAUGGAUUUACCAAUUAAAAAAUUGCGUAUGGAUAAGAACGCCCUUUUCGUUUGCUGUAUGAUAUGUGCUCAUCUGUCUAUUCACACAUGUUGUCUUGCAUCAUCAUUUUGCUAAUACUAGUUUUUCGAUCUUUUGCAUGCAUAAUCUUUUUAACUUUGAUGUGCUUUAAACUCGAUCCAGUCGUGCAUAAACUUGGCUCCAUAGACUAAUGUCUGUUGUACAUAAAUUUUAGGGAUGGGACAAGUGUAACAUAAUUCGCUUUUUGAAUUCACGAUUAGCUCAAAUUUUCCCAAGAAUAGUCCAAAACCGACCAUAAUUCGCUUUUUCCAUUUCGCAAUUCGCAAGUUAAUUAGCGAAUCAUGUGACACUGGACUUGGGACACUUAAAUUACAAUCAUUUUGCAUCCCCGCAAAAGUUUAUUGUAUUGUCUGAGGCACUUUUUCUUCAUCUUGUUUCUCUUGAAACUUCACAUUUAUACCGCCUUGUGCUUAGGAGAAUCGCCGCAAUAGCCGGUUACCUGAAAUUUCACUCAUAGUUGUAUGAUAAAAAAGAAGCGGAAACUUCUCUAUUUGCAUAGCUAUAGUAUGAAAUAUCCAUGGUGAUUUUGUUCUUUUUUUGGGUCUGGAGGAUAUUUGAUUUUCUGUCCGAGUCCCUAAUGUAGGCUACAUGCCCUGCUUUCAUGUAUCAUGUGCAUUGGAAACCCGUCAAACCACAUGUUUACUGUUUUUCUCAAAUGUUUUUUCACAAAAAGAAGUGAACGUAAUUUCAUGCUAGUUGCAAUAAGACUCGUUCGAUAGUUUGGUGUAAAGUUUACUGUGGUUGGAUCUGUUCGAGCCAUUUUCCUGUUAACUGGUGAAAUUUCUUACAUAUGUUGGGAAGAAGACAUUAUAUGUACUUUAAUGUUCUAGACUUGUAUCAAUGAAGAGGCAAUAUGAUUGUCUCAUGUGUUGUAAUAAAUAUGUAUUUAGGGAAUAAUGGCAAGUACACCAUGAACAGAUUUUUUUUAAUCCUUUUUGUAUAUAACUGAUGGACAAUUUCCCGGUAAAA
Molecule: messenger RNA, 2282 nt
Organism: Amaranthus tricolor (Joseph's coat)
Lineage: Eukaryota; Viridiplantae; Streptophyta; Magnoliopsida; Caryophyllales; Amaranthaceae
Product: E3 ubiquitin-protein ligase SINA-like 10
Exons: 2
Coding region: 111-1043 (310 amino acids)
Molecular function (GO): zinc ion binding
Source: RefSeq, a predicted model, not a curated record